AUGUGCUGCAAUGCGACAUGCUACUUCCGCCCGGCGACGUUUGUGUGCCGGGCGGCAGGCGGGCAGUGUGAUUCGGCCGAGACUUGCACCGGUGCAUCGUCAGCUUGCCCGGCAAACGGCUUCCUCCCGCUCAACACACCGUGCGACGACGGCGACGCGUGCACGGUCGGCGACGUGUGCUCUGUAUGCACCUGCAACUUUCCCUACAUCAAGACACCAGCGCUCAGCGACUGCAUCCUCCGCAAUGCACGGGUCAUUGCCCGUCCUGUCGAUCCCAACGAGGAUGUGGUGGAGACCGACACGGUCAGAGCCGGUGAGUCGCUCUUCUUUGCCGUUGUUCCGCGGACAACAACAACGACCGAGUCGAUCACUGUCACAGUCAUCCCCAACAAUGGCGCUGUCCGAGCGUACGCCGCACCCGAGUCGAUCACCCGCACUCCGUCAGCCGCUGACGCCACCGUCUCAUCAAUCGAGCCGGGCCUCCGCCAGAGGCAGGAGCUUGUACUCUCGCUGAGUGCUGACCGGUUUAUCAUCGGUGUCGCCUCUGACACUACCACCACCUUUGACGUCUCGGUCGCGUUCACCAUCGGCUCGUCCGGUCAGGUCCGGCGGCCUGCGCCCGGCGCAUCGGUCCCUGGCGCUGGCGGCAGCUCGAGCUCCGGAGGCAACGGUGGAGUCAUUGCAGCGGCGAUUCUCGUCCCGCUCAUCAUUAUCGCUGCUGCUGCUGCCGGCGCCGCGUUCUGGUAUCGUCGCCGCGAGGCAAGCCCCAAGUCCUCGACCUGGGACGCCACCUUUGCCGGAACAGCGUAUGAGGCUGACACAACGGCAGGUACAUACCCGGGCGACGCCGCGGCGCCAACCAACGGGCAGGUUCCUCUUGCCACGAUGGGUGCAACGCCGGGUGUGGUGUAUGUCAGCGAUCUGUCGGCCUACGACCACUACGCCACCGCCGAGUACGAUCGCGCGCCCGAGGACAACGAUGAGCUUGCGUUGACCGAAGGCAAGCUGAUGUGUGUGGUGGAAGAGUAUCCUGACGGUUGGGGCCUCGGGUUCUUCCCGACCCCGCCGUUUACUCCGGGUGCGUUCCCGCUCAACCACGUGGCGCGGAUCCGAGCGACGGUCCUCAAGCCUCACGUGCCCGGGGCGCUUGGGACAAGUGAUGAGAUCGCUCUUGCUGCUGACGACGCAAACGUGUACCUCGUGCGAGACGACGCCGAUGGAACAUCCCUUGUCUGCCACAUCGAUGGCAGCGGGGCGCCGGUCGACGUCGGGCGAGUGCCGUCCGAGUGCGUUACGAUUGUGGGCCGGCCGAUGCUGGGCACCAAGCCGGCGGCCAGGCCGGCGGUCCCGCCAAUGCCUGCCGGUGGGCCAGCGUCGAUCCGGUCUGCGCGGCGCGGCUCACGGACGGUCCAGGACUUUGACGUUCAAGACCGUAAGGCCAAGGUCCCGCCGCCGUGGGUCAAGCGGCGCAACUCGGGCAUUGCGCAUCCAAACCGUCGCUCGGGUGCGUUUUCUGCUGCCAACGUGGCCGCAGCAGGCAGCCCGCCGACGCCCGCGGCCAAGCCCGAACCGCGCUCUAUCGCGGCCCGCAAGGUCGGCAACGCCGGCAAGCGGCAGUCGCGGGUCAUUUCCGACUUUGACCUCUCGAGCCGCAAGCUGCCACCGGUGCCAUCAGCCAAGACGCGUAAGCCGCUCUCGGUCCGGGCGCCACCGUCGACACCGGCAGUGCCUGCAGCCAAGCCGGCCGACCCGCCGCGAACAGGCGCGCUCGACUCGAGUGCAGAUUCGGACUCGACCUCGGGCUGGGACUCGUCAUGA
Molecule: messenger RNA, 1818 nt
Organism: Thecamonas trahens ATCC 50062
Lineage: Eukaryota; Apusomonadida; Apusomonadidae
Exons: 2
Coding region: 1-1818 (605 amino acids)
Molecular function (GO): protein binding
Source: RefSeq, a predicted model, not a curated record